Octopus sinensis (East Asian common octopus) is the source of this 3508-nucleotide messenger RNA. RefSeq names its product zinc finger protein 271-like. The transcript has 2 exons. The coding region runs from base 1172 to 2710 and encodes 512 amino acids. Lineage: Eukaryota; Metazoa; Mollusca; Cephalopoda; Octopoda; Octopodidae. The record is from RefSeq and is a predicted model, not a curated record.
UGACAGCCACAAUCGUGACCCGUCGUCGCACUUUAUCUGUUAAACAUCGAAUGGCUAUGGGAGACGACCAGAAUAAAAUAGCAACCAAAGGGGGUCCAUAGACAAAAAAGGGGGGGGAGUGUUGAGAAUCACUGUUGGAGAGAAAUUUGUGCAAAAUGGGUCUGUGCGCAUCUCUCCAUAAGUGGAAACAUAACAAGGAAUCUCCCAAGUGCUGCCAAGUGGUUAUCUCCUCUUCGCCAGCAGAAAUCGGAAAGGGUGAGGCAGCCAACUGCGUCAUUUAUAUAAUUGGAUACUUGAAGUGAGCAGAUGUGCACUUACAAUAAAGCCAUUACACAAUAAAGACUGCUUCAAUUAUAUAUAUAUACAUAUAUAGAUAUAUAUCAAGACGCGACAGAGAAUAUAUUUAGAGCGAUGCUUUGAAAACAAACGGGAAUUGAUGUCUAAAGAAGCAAGAAGCUAAACGAAGGUUUAUGUCGCAGAAUCUUUAAAAGUGGACAAGAAUCUCCAGAAAAUCGCGAUCUAAGAACGAAAGAAUUUUGAUUUGCAGUUUGGUCGACGCCCCGAUUUACUGUCGAGAAACAGCGAUUAACGGUUGACAUUUGCACAAAACAACUUUUGUCUAUCGGGAUACAUUACCAUUACGAUCGUUUAACGUCCGCAUUUCCAUGCUUGCAAGGGUUCGACUGUUUGACACACAGCUUGCACCAGACUCCCGUUGUCUUUUAAGGCAUGGUUUCUAUGGCUGGAUGCCCUUCUUAACGCCAACCACCUACCAGAGUGUACCGACUGCUUUUUACAUACCACCGGCGUAUCAUCUAUUAAACACGAAAGGAAAAUGUCUUAAGGAACAGAUAUAAUAACCCUACUGCUAUAAAUCUAAGGUUGGAUUGCUGUGAAAUAUUUGCUCUCACCUGAGAUUCAUAGCAACAUUUCUCCAUCUCAUUACCUGGUGCUUUGGCAUUCUAAUUAAACUUGAAUAUAUUUGCAAAGGAGUUUGCAGCAUAUUUAGACAUUGAUAAAGAUCACAGUUGAUAACCACAGAGGUACUUGCGUAAAAACAGACACAGGAAAACUAUUGAAAUAUUGUGAUGAACAAAGAAUAAUUUCAAGAGAUUAAUGUAACAGGGUGAAACAGCGAAAGGAUUUGGUUUUGUUUUUAUUCCUUGGAGAAAUGUCAAAAGAUACACAAGAAUCAUCAGACCACUCUGAUAUCAGUGAUAAACCAUUCUGUGAAAAUGAUAAUUUAAAAGAGCAAAAAUGUAAUCCUUCAGAAGGAAAACGAUAUCAUUGUGAUAUCUGUGAUAAGCUAUUCUCUGGCAGUACUGCUUUAACUACUCACAGACGUAUUCAUACGGGAGAGAAGCCAUUUCACUGUGACAUCUGUGGUAAAGCAUUCUCUGAUGGAAGCGCCUUAACUUCUCACAAACGCAUCCAUACAGGGGAGAAACCGUUUCGCUGUUACAUCUGUGGUAAAUCAUUCUCUAGAAGUAAUGCUUUGACAAUUCACAAACGGGUUCAUACAGGGGAGAAACCAUUUCAGUGUGAUAUCUGUGGCAGGUCAAUGUCCGGAAGUAGCGAUCUAAUUAAGCACAAACGUAUUCACACAGGAGAGAAGCCAUUUCACUGUGACAUCUGUGGUCAGUCAUUCUGUUUAAGUAGUGGCUUAACUACUCACAAGCGAAUUCAUACAGGAGAGAAGCCAUUUGAAUGUGAUGUCUGUGGUAAAUCUUUCUCUCAAAAUACUAACUUGAAGAGACACAAAUCUAUUCAUACAGGAAAGAAACCAGUUCAGUGUGACAUCUGUGGUAAACGAUUCUUUGACAAUUAUGGUUUAACAAAGCACAAACGUGUUCAUACAGGAGAGAAACCCUACUGCUGUGAUAUCUGUGGUAAAUCAUUCUCUGUAAGUUGUGCCUUGAUUAAACACAAACGAAUUCAUACGGGAGAGAAACCAUACCGCUGUGAUAUCUGUGGUAAAGCAUUCACUGCAAGUGGUGGUUUAAGAAUUCACAAACGCCUCCAUACGGGUGAGAAGCCAUUUCAAUGUGACAUCUGUGGCAAAUCAUUAUCACGACUCGAUAAGUUAAAUUCACACAAACUUAUUCAUACACGAGAGAAACAAUAUCAAUGUGAUAUUUGCAGUAAAUCAUUCUCAAAAAGUAGUAAAUUAACAAAACACAAGCAUAUUCAUACAGGAGAGGAGCAAUUUCACUGUAAUAUUUGUGGUAAAUCAUUCUGUAAAAAAACUGCCUUAACUAUUCACAGACGUAUUCAUACUGGAGAGAAGCCACAUCACUGUGAUAUCUGUGGUAAAUCAUUCUCUCAAGUAGGUAACUUGACUUCUCACAAGCGUAUUCAUACGGGAGAGAAGCCAUUUCAUUGUGAUAUUUGUGGCAAAUCAUUCACUCAAAGCAGUGAAUUAACUAGACACACACGAACUCAUACAGGAGAGAAACCGUACCGCUGUGAAAUCUGUGGUCAAUUAUUCUCAGAAUGUACUAACUUAACUAAACACAAACGUACUCAUACAGGAGAGAAGCCACAUCAUUGUGUUAUAUGUGGUAAAUCAUUCCCUGAAAAAGCUGCCUUAAGAAAACACCACCGUGUACAUACUGGAGAGAAACCAUUUCACUGUGGUAUUUGUGGUAAAUCAUUCUCUAUAAAUAGUCAAUUAACUAAACACAAAACUGUUCAUAAAGUAGAGAAAUGAUUUAACUCUGACAUUUUCUGUAGAAAGUUACUUCACAAAACAUCAACAUAGUCAUUCAGGAGAGAAACCACAUCACUUUGAUAUUUGUGACUAAUCAUUCUCUAUAAGAAGUAACUUGAAUCACAAACAUGGUCAUACAAGAAAAUAGCCAUCUCACUGCCACAUGUGUACUAAAUCAUUCUCUCACAAACUCCACUCAACUAAACAUGUAUCUAUCCAUACAAAAGUAUGACUUUAUCAUUGUGAAAUUUCUUUACAACAAACAAGGAACACUUUCAAAUGAUAUUUCCCUGCUAAACCAUGGAUUAUCUUUGUGGACUUUACAAUAAUCCAUGAACCUUUGGCAAUAAUUAUAUCCCUCAUGGUUGUUUGUUUGAGGAGUUGUUUUACAGCCAGAAGCCCUUCCUUAUGCCACCCCUUUUAGUAACCUUUUAUGUGGGACAUAAAAGGUUACUUGGACACAAGCUGCUUGUUAAAAUUCAUUCUGUUUCAGAAAUAACUUGUAUAACCAUAAAUGUAUUCCCCGUGGGAAAGAAGAUACGAGCAGUGUGAUAACAAGCUGCAGUCACGAUAUUUUAUAUCACCACAGUUAUAUCAACAUUGGUGAGAUAACAUAUUAUUGUGAUAUUUUGAAUAAAAAUCAUUCUCAUAAAUAUCCAAUAUAAAACAUUUCCAGGAUUUUGGAAAGAUAUUGUGGGUAAAUAAGUGAGAAAUAUAUUCUCAGAGAUGUGUAAUAAUAUCACUGUAUCAUUUGUUAAGAUAUCAAUAAAGCAUAAAACAUAAUAUUUCAUCAUAGCA